Messenger RNA from Stereum hirsutum FP-91666 SS1, 894 nucleotides. RefSeq lists its product as uncharacterized. The transcript is spliced from 4 exons. The record is from RefSeq and is a predicted model, not a curated record. Lineage: Eukaryota; Fungi; Basidiomycota; Agaricomycetes; Russulales; Stereaceae. The coding region runs from base 1 to 894 and encodes 297 amino acids.
AUGGGUGGCAACGACAGGCCGCUGACAGUUCUCCGCACUUGCAGCCUCAGUCUUUCGAGCGAGUGUCAGUCUACGUUGACGAGGUUCGUCUAUUUAAGCUCUCUCUACUUCUCUGCCGUACUGACUCUCGCUCGUCUUGCAUUCACGACCUCCUUCUUGUCCUGCUCUCCCUAUUUUUACACCAGUGUUGCCACCAGCGACGACGGCACAUGUAUCAACGCCAACAGCCUCGUCAGCCUUGCCAUCGCCGGCAACACCUCCCUCGUCCAGCCAAUAAACAGCUGGUUGACUGGUGCCUGCUCCCAAUCCGCAUGCAGCAACGAGAGCAUCUCGAAUAUCAUCACCAAUGUAACCACAGGCUGCGCAACCGACUUGGCCUCGCUCGGGAUUGACAUCGACAACUCGACGCUCGCCACCAUCAUUGCCGAUGUCCAGCAAUAUUACCCGACCGUCCGCCAAAUUGCUUGCUUGCAGGACGCCAACGAGCUCUGUGUUACGGAGACGCUGGACAACGUACAGACCUCGCUCGGCACAACACUCACCAUCAACAACAUCGUGUCCCUCGUUCCUCAGUUGGUAUCCGGUGACAGCACAGCCAACACCACCGCACUUCUCCAGAACGUAACCUGUUCCAACUGCGGAAAGGAGGCCUUCAACGUCAUCAACAGCACGGAAUCAGCGCUCCUCCAGUCCUCCACCGGAUCUACCAUCGUGUCUGACCUCCAGAGCCAGUGCGGGUCUUCUUUCACCGAUGGCUCCACCGCCUCUGGCAUCUCCCAGACGGCCUCGGGCUUGAGCACCGACGCCAGUGACUCCUCCGCCGUCUCCUUCGCGGUCGGCUCAUCAUUCGCCUCCCUGCUCGCAUUGGCUUCCGGCUUCAUGGUGCUUGCCUAG